Gastrolobium bilobum is the source of this 792-nucleotide messenger RNA. Its product is annotated as LEAF RUST 10 DISEASE-RESISTANCE LOCUS RECEPTOR-LIKE PROTEIN KINASE-like 1.2. Lineage: Eukaryota; Viridiplantae; Streptophyta; Magnoliopsida; Fabales; Fabaceae. Gene Ontology annotation, molecular function: polysaccharide binding. Bases 1 to 792 code for a protein of 263 amino acids. The record is from RefSeq and is a predicted model, not a curated record. The transcript has a single exon.
AUGAAACAGAGAACCCUCUUCUCUUCUUCUAUUAUUCACUCAUACAUCAUCAUCAUCAUCAUCCUCUUCUCUAUCCUCACCAGAAUCACUUUCUGUUCUGUGGAUCCAAAUUUCGAAGCUUGUAAGCCCCAAACAUGUGGGAAUGGCCAAAACAUAAGCUACCCGUUCUACAUCAAAGGAAAACAAGAACCCUUUUGUGGUUACCCUAAAUUUGAACUCACUUGUGACCACAAUGGCUUCCCAAUUCUCAACACGUCAAGAACACAAUACAUCGUCGACGAGAUUUGCUACGACAGCCAGUCACUUCGAGUGUCCAUCCCUGCGUUUUCAAAACCAAACACCACCGAAUGCGUUGCUCCAUUACACAAUUUCAGCCAAUACAGUAGAAGGUUCAGUGUUGCUUCCAUGCAAAAGGAGGUGUUAUUGUUCCAAGGCUGUGACUCACGGUCGAUACUUCAAGGAAUGAAAGAUAUAAUGAUUAUGUGUUAUGGAGAAAACAAAACGAGUUCAGUUGUGGCCUUGUAUAGGGAAGAUCCAAAAUUGAGCAUAGCAUAUGAGAAGUGCAAGGGUGGGGUGGUGAGCACGAGAGUAGAAGAUGAUAAAGGAGGAAUUGAAGAUGCACUGAAAAGAGGUUUUGUGUUGAAUUGGACAGCAAGUAGUUGCGAUGAGUGCAAGAGCAGUGGAGGGAGGUGCGGGUUCGACCAAGACCCACAUAUAUACGCUUUUAGAUGCUAUUGCCCUGAUAAAGUUCAAUCUCUGAUAUGUGACGAUGCACUAACACAACCAGGUUAG